GUUUCUAUUUCCCGACGUAAAACAAUCAGCGACCAAACAAAUAGCUGAGCAGAGAGAUGGCUGCUCCGGCUGCCGAGGGUCUGGCUGUGACGGCGCUGCGGUCAGUGAUCCACCGUGUCCGGCAGGUUGCUGAAAGGUCCGGCCGCCGUGCUGAUGACGUGAGAGUGGUGGCCGUUAGCAAGACGAAGCCUAUUUCUCUUAUAACCCAAGUGUAUGAAGCCGGUCACCGUUGUUUUGGUGAAAAUUAUGUACAAGAGAUUAUCCAGAAGGCUCCUGAGCUUCCUGAGGACAUAGAAUGGCAUUAUAUCGGGCAUCUGCAGAGCAAUAAAGCGAAGCAACUCCUGACUGCUGUUCCCAAUCUAGCCAUGGUUCACGGUGUUGAUAACCAGAAGCUUGCAAACUAUCUUGAUCGUGCGGUUUCAAGCAUUGGCAGGCAGCCAUUGAAGGUUUUGGUUCAAGUUAAUACCAGCGGAGAAGAGUCAAAAUCUGGUGUUGAUCCAUCUAAUUGCAUAGAGCUUGCCAAACAUGUCAAGCUGGAUUGCCCAAACCUUGAGUUCUCUGGCCUAAUGACAAUUGGACAGCCUGACUACACUUCAACCCCAGAGAACUUCAAGACGCUACUGAAUUGUAGAACUGAAGUUUGCAAGGUGCUUGGUAUGGCGGAGUCUCGAUGUGAGUUGUCAAUGGGCAUGUCUAGUGACUUCGAGCUAGCGAUAGAAAUGGGAAGCACCAAUGUGAGAAUUGGAUCCACCAUAUUUGGACCUAGGGAGUAUCCAAAGAGACAAUGAAAUCAGUAUGAACUUCAUCUCAUAGAACCAUUCACGAAAGCAAUAGGGACUGCGUGAGGCCUUUCUGAAUUUACGCACAAUCAGGGAGAAAAAUGAAGCAGCGAUGACAAGAGAAAGAUGCUAUUGCUUCAAAUCUGAAGCCCCAUCAUACUAGAAAGUUAUGUCAAAAUUGUUUUACUGUUGAAUUGUUUUUAUAUUUUUAGAACAGGACUAAGUGUCCCUUUACUCUUGACUUGCCUUGAUUCACUUGGUCUUUUCUUUUCCGAAGCUUUGGUUCUGUUACAUAAUACAUAAAUUACCACCCUUGAUAAAGAGAAUUAAGAUGGAAAAAAAUCAGAUGUCACUGUAGUUACUUCAUUCUUUGUCCUUUUAUUUGUACUUCAGUUGCCACACACACAUGCAUAAUCGCAUUAUUAGAAUUUUUACAUGAUUUGUAAUAUCCAGUAACUUAUUGCCUUA
Messenger RNA from Solanum stenotomum, 1247 nucleotides. RefSeq lists its product as uncharacterized. NCBI's taxonomy places the organism in Eukaryota, Viridiplantae, Streptophyta, Magnoliopsida, Solanales, Solanaceae. The transcript has 7 exons. The record is from RefSeq and is a predicted model, not a curated record. Gene Ontology annotation, cellular component: intracellular anatomical structure. Gene Ontology annotation, molecular function: pyridoxal phosphate binding. Bases 57 to 788 code for a protein of 243 amino acids.